AUGAGACCUGCGCGAUUGAGUUCCUGGGCGCCAGAGGUCCCUAGCGACAUACGCGAAAACGUUUCUCGGCAUCAACUAGAUAGAGGACAUGCGGCCCGGCCGCGGCCGCUACACAACCCAACGACCCCCAACAUCAUACCCCGGACUUCACAUCCCAGCAUGUACGGUGUACUGGUGUACCCUACCUGUGUACCGUGGUGUACCCUGUACGGUGUACCCUACAUACACCGUACCUGUACGGUGUACCGGGCGGGACACAUCCGUACCGGCUGGUGUAAUGUGGCUGGUACAGAGACUGAUCGACAACAAGUCGCUAAGGAUUAUGAGCAUCUUUGGGGCUUCAUUGCUUCGUUGGAUCUGGAUGGGUUCAGGCCGCAGCUGGCAGCAGUUAUAGCCGACUCCAAGGAGGCCGAGGUUCUGCUUUGGGACGCUCUCAUAGUCCUUGAAGGCAGGCUCAGUAAGGUGGAGGCCCAGCUUGUACAGCUGCAGCAAGACCACAACAAGUUGUUGCUGCUGCAGAUGGCCUCACAAGCGGAGAACAAGUUUGUGCACUGCGCGGCGCCUAGCCUUGCGCCAAGGUCAGCAGCACACAUGACAUUCAAUCACCUGUCCAAUGGUCGCGACAAGGGUGUCAACAAGGCGGUGUUCCAGCAGUUCGUGAGCAAGUACCCUGGCCUUCAGGAGGGCCUGGAGUCUCUGAAGGACAUCGGCACGCCCAUCGCGCACCCAGAAAUGGUGCGCAUGGAGGAGGGCAACAAGCAGCCGGUCACCAGCAUGCUCCUGCAGAACCUCAUUAACAAAGAGUAUUCCGAUGACGACCCUGUGAAGCCGGAUGUGGAGGCUGUGCUCCGCUGCCUCAGUGACCUGGCCCAGGAGUUGGGAGAGAGCCUCUUUGUUAAUGAGGUUCUGCAGGAGUGUGCUGGUGACCGGCUGCUUGUUGCCCUCCUCCACGCGCGCCAUUUCCUGGUGUGCAACAUGCAUGCCGCAUGUCCUUCAGAGACUCCAGGCCCUCCUGAAGGCCAGGGUACUUGCUCAUGA
Molecule: messenger RNA, 1038 nt
Organism: Volvox carteri f. nagariensis
Lineage: Eukaryota; Viridiplantae; Chlorophyta; Chlorophyceae; Chlamydomonadales; Volvocaceae
Exons: 3
Coding region: 1-1038 (345 amino acids)
Source: RefSeq, a predicted model, not a curated record